AUGUCAGCAGGACAGAGGGUUUCGUUUGCCAAGGAAAACGCUCUAUAUUACAAUUGUCUAAAACCUGGUCAUGGGGUCAGGAAACGCAAAUCGACGUUCAAGUGCAGACAAUGUAAAGGUCAGCAUCACUCACUGUUGCACCUGCAACGCACGCAACAGGCUAUUGGAACAAUCGCUCAAACUGGUGAGGAUCAGGAGGAUCCUAGCGCACACUCAACGGUGACUACGAGUCACAUCGCACAAGCAGAAGGUUCUACAGCAAUUGUAUGUGCACAAGGCACCGCAAAUAUACAACAAUCAACUGGAUGGAACAGGAGCACCUUACCCACGGCCAUGGUAAACGUUCGCAACGCAAAUGGAGAUUUGGUGGCAUGCCGACUCCUAUUGGACACGGGUUCAGAACUGUCGUACAUAUCUGAACGCUGUAUACAAACACUUGGUUUGGCUCGUACGCCAUCACGCAUACUGGUUACGGGAAUUUCUUCAACCAAAGCAGACACUACAAGGGGAUGCAGCACUAUAAGCAUCCAAUCCCGUAUUUCGCAAGAUCAGCUGGUAGUCCAGUCUCAUGUGCUUGGAAAGAUUACAUCAUCAUUGGAAAGGCAGACCAUCGAUGCGUCUGUACUUCUAGUUUUCAACGAUCUGCAAUUGGCAGAUUCGCAAUUUAGCACGAAUGCCCCAAUUGACAUUCUUUUGGGCAGCGAACACGUUUGGAGUGUUAUAACUGGGAGAAAGAUCUACGACGACAAAGGAAAGCUCAUUGCUAUAUCAUCAAUUUUCGGAUGGGUAAUUACAUCACUGCUUUCAUCACGCGCAUGCAGCGCAACGGCUCUUAAAACAACAAUAGACAUCGAUGCUUAUCUCAGAAGGUUCUGGGAACUGGAAAGCAUACAACGCAAAGCAGAAGUUCAACCUGAAGACGAGGAGGUGGAGAAACACUUUCUUGCAACACACACUCGAGACGAACAAGGCAAGUACAUCGUGGAACUUCCGUUUAAAGUAUCGGAAACACAAUUCGCAGAUACACUUCAAGCAGCGCUGCAGAGGUUCAAAUCAGUUGAACGACGUUUGGCACAAAAUCAACAAUUAUGUAACGACUACGUGAAGUCCAUGAGGGAAUACCAGGAGCUAGGACAUAUGCAAGAAAUCUCACCGAGCGAAAUUCCCAAGGGUAGGAAUUUCUACCUGCCACAUCAUCCCGUAUUGGGUCGGAAACUUAGAGUGGUUUUCGACGGCUCAUAUCGAGACGCCAAAGGCAUGGCAUUAAACGACACGCUCUCGAUCGGACCGACAGUCAGAGUGCUAGAGCAACUCGCUGCUGACCAUAAGCACGAGUUUCCGAACGCAGCAAAAAUCGUGUUGGAGGACUUAUAUGUCGACGACGUUCUCACUGGAGCAAAUAGUGAGGAUGAGCUGCUACGCAACAGGGACGAACUCGUCCAACUGAUGUCCUGUGCUAACCUAGAGCUCGGGAAAUGGGUAUCGAAUACCAAAUGCAUCGAAUCGGAGGAUAACCCGAAUUCCUCACAAUCACCAGUCAAAGUGCUAGGGCUGCAUUGGCACCCUGGAGAGGACACAUUGUCGUACAAUGUAAACCUAUCGAAAGACCCUCGCUGCACCAAGAGGCAAGUGUUGACGGAUGUCUCACCAAACAACUGGCUCAAAUGGCGAGCUGAUCUGGACAACCUUCACAAGCUCCAGAUACCGCGCUUAGUUAAAAGCGACAAACAGAGAAUCGAAUUGCACGGGUUUUCAGAUGCAUCCACCAAGGCGUACUCAGCGGUGGUAUACAGCCGAGUGGUUAACGACGAUGGAACCAUUUCGGUCGCCAUACUUGCUGCAAAAACAAGAGUGGCAUCUUUGAAGCAGCAGUCUUUGCCGCGCCUGGAACUAUGUGGCGCACUUCUAUUGAGUCAACUUCUGCAAUCCAUAAAAGCUGGACUAAUGAACAAUGACGUAACGAUCUACGCAUGGAGUGAUUCGACGAUAGUCCUGUCAUGGUUAUCGUAUUUACCAGCCCAACUCAAGACGUUUGUUGGGAACCGCACUUCAGAAAUCCUCGAAACCAUCUCGAAGCAUGCAUGGCGGCAUGUAGACUCAAAAUCGAACCCAGCGGAUUGCGCAUCCCGUGGCUUGGGAGUGUCCGAGCUCAUUGACUUCCAAUUAUGGUGGAAUGGUCCUUCAUGGCUGAGGGACAAGGAUCAAUUCUUGGUGAAAUUGAACAAUACUCACAACAGUACUUCUCUUUCAGACAAACGCAUACAAGAAGAAGUCAAAAGUAACUGCCUAGCUGCGCAGACGACUGUCACGACGGACAACCCAUGGGAUAAGCUUCUCAAUCGCAACUCAUCUUGGCUGAAGCUUAUACACACACUUGCUUACGUUUUGCGCUUCAUUCAUCGCAUGAAGCACCCAUCUUCGAAACAAACAUCGAACUCUCUAACGUUCGAUGAGAUCAAGGCAGCAAGGAUUCGAUGGCUGCAUCACGCUCAAAAUGGUUUUCAACAGGAGAUCCAGUUACUACGCGCAAACAAGGCUCUAGGGAACCAAUCUCCAUUGGUCCAGCUCUCACCAAUCAUCGACAAAGACAACCUGCUAAAAGUGGGUGGACAAAUCCAACCUUUGCAGUUGUCAGCAGAGGCGAAGUAUCAGAAGCGUCCUAGGUGGACCACGACAACCCCUAACAUUUCAAUCGGCAGCGUUGCGCUCGUCAAGGAGUCCAACACACUACCAUCAUUAUGGCAUCUAGCGAAGGUGAUCGGCACUUUCCAAGGAAAGGACAAUAUGCUUUAG
This is a messenger RNA of Drosophila ananassae, 2793 nucleotides long. RefSeq lists its product as uncharacterized. Bases 1 to 2793 code for a protein of 930 amino acids. NCBI's taxonomy places the organism in Eukaryota, Metazoa, Arthropoda, Insecta, Diptera, Drosophilidae. The transcript has 4 exons. Gene Ontology annotation, biological process: proteolysis. The record is from RefSeq and is a predicted model, not a curated record. Gene Ontology annotation, molecular function: aspartic-type endopeptidase activity.